AUGGCAAACUCUUUCGCUACGGCAUGGCGUUCCUUUUGGCAUACCAUGACCUCCAAUGACCGCCAUGCCUCUCACGACUCGCCUUACCGGACCGGCCAACAUGUCCCUGUCGCACAGAGUCGACAUGCCCCCCUGACUUCGGUCGCAACCAGUGCCAUUGAGUCGCACCAAGACCUCUCCCAGACAUACCACGACGAAUCCAAACGGCCCUCUGUCUCCUCAACUCAAUUGCCCCAGUCACCUGCCAGACCAUACUCGCCGGGCAUGCGCUCCAUAUCAUCUCCCAAGCGUGCUGGCGCCGAGGAAGUGGUUUCUCCUGGCGAGAUCCAAAUGCAGAACUUCGCCGACGGUGCACCUCCCCCCCCGCCUGUGUCUCAUUCCUGGAAGAAAAUCGACCGCUGGGCUGAGAAAAACUAUCCAGAACUGUGGGAUCAGCUGGGCGAGGGGUGUACGCAGAAUGACAUCAAUGAGCUGGAGCAUGAGCUGAACAUGUCUUUACCGCAAGACGUGCGCGAGUCCCUUGCCAUCCAUGACGGUCAAGAACGCGGCGGCAGACCAACUGGCAUCAUUUUUGGCUGCAUGCUGCUCGACUGUGAAGAAAUUGUCCAGGAAUGGAAGAAUUGGCAGGUGGUCAACGAAGAAUUUUUGAGUGGUGCCCGGAAACCCUCCUACGGUUCCAAAGGUCUCAGCAACGGCGCUUCCUCGUCGAGCCAGGCCAAUGGCAACCGCUUCUGGAGACAAGAACUUCUGGAUAAACAAGAAUCACAGCCCCCCAAUGCCAUCCAGAGAGCUUAUGCUCAUCCCAGUUGGAUCGCCCUGGCCAGAGAUUGGGGCGGGAACAACAUCGCCAUCGACCUGGCGCCAGGUCCAGCGGGCAAAUGGGGCCAAGUUAUCCUGUUUGGAAGAGACUACGAUUGUAAAUAUGUUGUUGCGCGCUCGUGGGCACACUUUUUGGCCACGGUCGCGGACGACCUCGGCACCGAAAAGGUCUUUGUCGACGAGGAGACCGGCGAGCUGAAAUUGAAAGAAUUCAAGACGGAGACGGUUGAACCCGCUUACAUGGAUAUCUUGCGUUGGCGAGCAGACCAGAAAUACGGACGGAGGGGACCGAAACGGAGAUCUCAGCCACCAGGAUUGAACAACAGUUCAGUAGCGCAGAACGGCCGACACUCCCCGUACAACAGCCCCGUCGUGGGCGAGGAUAGGGGUCGGUCGCCUCACCGGUUUUCACGGGGACCUACGGGUAGCCCGAGACACACCGUCAGCAGUCCUCUUGCCCGAGUUCAAGAAGAAAUUGCCCAGCCGCAAGCUAUCCGCCCGGGAGGAGAUGUGGUACGAGAUUUUGCUGAAGCCGCCGAGGACUCUGUCAGUGAAGGCAAGAAGCGAGCAGUCCCUGCGCCCAUCGAUUCACAAGCGACAACUGCCACCAAGCAGGGUGGAGAUAAACUGGUCGAUGUCUCGACACCCGCGUCAUUGAAGAGCGCAGAUUCGAAGGAUUUCCCCGCCACUCGACUCACCCGGGUCUUGACAGCCGGCAACAACGAACCCCAGGACGACAAACCGACAGAACCAGAGCCUGAGGUCAAGGGCCUGGGCGUUAAUGGGAUCGAGGGAGAAAUGAAGACGGUGGCGAUCUAA
Fonsecaea erecta is the source of this 1638-nucleotide messenger RNA. RefSeq lists its product as hypothetical. The record is from RefSeq and is a predicted model, not a curated record. Gene Ontology annotation, cellular component: mating projection tip. Gene Ontology annotation, biological process: regulation of fungal-type cell wall biogenesis; cell wall biogenesis. The transcript is spliced from 2 exons. Lineage: Eukaryota; Fungi; Ascomycota; Eurotiomycetes; Chaetothyriales; Herpotrichiellaceae. Bases 1 to 1638 code for a protein of 545 amino acids.